Suillus fuscotomentosus is the source of this 1242-nucleotide messenger RNA. RefSeq lists its product as uncharacterized. The record is from RefSeq and is a predicted model, not a curated record. NCBI's taxonomy places the organism in Eukaryota, Fungi, Basidiomycota, Agaricomycetes, Boletales, Suillaceae. The transcript has 4 exons. The coding region runs from base 1 to 1242 and encodes 413 amino acids.
AUGACCACUCCCACAAAACUUAGGAAAAAAGCACCCUCCAUCAUCACGCAGUCCGACUUCCUGUCUCAAACUGCGGGCUUCACCAAUCGCUUUUCUAUGAGUAGCAUCGCUGCUCUUUAUACUUCACAGUUUGCGGAAGGCUUCAGCAAUAACGAACGGCAAGCAUCCAUCAGGGCCUCACUCAGGCAUGAUGCACACAUCGACGGUGCUCAUUAUUGGAUGAAAACAGCUGGUGGUCUUCAUUCGUCGUACAUUUCAUUCAACCCUGCUGUGGAACAGACAGAACAGAGGGUUCUUACUCAGGAUGACCUCUUAGAAGCGGCACUGCAAGACGUUUUCAAUGCAAUCACCAUGCAAGACCGUCUCGAUGGCGGCAUCUCCCUUCUGAUUCGUUGUGGUGGCAUUGAAGCCGGCCCCAACAUCUCACCAGAACAAGUGCCCAUCGACCUCUAUAUCACACCCCGCGAAUUGCAAGAAACAGGCCAGCGCAUCGGUGGAGACCUUGCUGUUUUGGUCCAGGCCUUCGCGCAGGAGUUCGCUGUUCCACAUCUCCAUCGUUUCAUGCAACGUUGCACUGCCGAGAAUGUGAAACCGCCUAAGCAUUUCCCUGCUACGCACAUCAGUCCAAAUGGGCCACAAUAUUUGCCAGCACCCAUGGUCGCUACUGGUGCUUGUAUCCAGUGUUCUGCACAAGCACCUCAUGUGUUUGCGAGCGCCUUGCAAGCUCUCUCGGAUGCGAAAGUGCCUAACACGUCAUCGGCUGCUAUAUGCCACGGUGUAACAAGUGCCAUGCAACAUCAGAUUCGUCAACGGCAACCUGCGGAUGUAUUUCUUAGUAGCAGGAACCCCGGUGAUAGCUUAGUGGCUGGUCAAUCGGAUACUCUGCGUGGUGGUACUAAUUCGGUUGGGCCAGCGCUCAUUAGCGUUGGACCAAACACUGAUGCAGUGCUUGAUCGGUUCAAGCUUGGGGAUGAGAUUUUGCCCAAGCUGCGAGUUUUAGCCAGCACCGUCCGUAGCAGCCGAUGGGAAUCUGUUUUCAGAUCUCCGAAGUGGGAUUUGUCCUACGAGCAAGCUUCCUUGUUGUCAAAGGCCCUUCUUGCUGACUUACAGGACGUACCACUCAACCAUGAUGUUGUCCAGUCACCAUCCGCACUAGCAGCUGUUCUCACUAGCAUCUUGAAGAUCCUUGGCAUUUUAGUUUUUUUAUGUGCGCUAUACUUUUUUGGGCUUUUAUUCCUGUAG